AUGGCCUUGUUAUAUAAUAAAGCAUUAGUAGAAGUUCGUAAAUAUCCAAACUUAAUAAAUGAUAUGAAAACUUUACAGCUGAUUAAAUUUGUUGGUGUUAAAACAGCAGUAAUGUUAAAGAAUAAAUUAAUAAGUCAUUGUAAAUCACAAGGUAUUGAAAUCCCUCGAGGAUUCUUAAAUGAUGCUGAAAAACAUACACUUGAUCUUAAGAAACAGCAAAAACGUCUGGUCCUAGAUAUUGAUCUUGCUGGUGAUGAUAAUGAUAAUGAGAAAGAUGCGCGUCCAGCAAAGAAACCAAAACGCGUAACUGCACCAAAAGAAUAUGUGCCCAAACAUAGAUCAGGAGGAUUUGCCAUCCUUUUAGCACUCUAUCUUACUGAUUCCCAAGCUCAAAGAGGAAUGAUUAGAGAAGAAAUCGCAACAGCUGCAACUCCAUAUUGUGAUAAAGCAUUAACAUCAAAUGCUGCAGCAGGUGAAUAUUAUUCCGCUUGGAAUUCAAUUAAAACGUUAAUAAAGCAAGAUUUAGUUACAGCUUCAGGUCGAGUACCAAAGCAAUAUUUCUUAACUGAUAAAGGAAGAAUCUUAGCUGAGAAAUUAAGAACGACUGAAGGUAUACAACAACAACCACUAGACGCGUCAUCGUCACUGUCAGCUGGAAACUCCAAUAUCGCCGAGAUUUCAUUUGAUAAUGGGAUAAGAUAUGAAUCAAGUUUUGAAAAAUCAUCACCAAUAACAAAAAAAACCACCAAUAUACUACAACAGAACGAUGGAUUAUUAUAUAGUUCUCCAUUAAGUAAACCCCCAAUCGUUCUCCAUAAUCCUGCCCACAACAACAAACUCAUCCAAGAAGCACUAUCAUCCUCACGUAAUGCAAAUACCAGUAUGACCCAUGACCCGCAGAGUCGAAAUCUCGAUGGAGUCAAAUAUGAAAUCUGGUCCCGAACAGAAUAUGAAAUCAUUUUGAUUAUUGAUAAUCGAGAAAUCCGAUCACAUCAAGAACGUGACUAUUUCUCAAAGCGAUUAGAUACAUUCGGGAUAAAAUGUGAAGUACGCCCCUUGUCUGCUGGUGAUGCCGUUUGGAUUGCCCGAAAUUAUCGUACUGGGAAAGAAGCAAUCCUAAAUUAUAUAUGUGAACGGAAGAGAUUGGAUGAUUUAGCCAGUUCGAUUACCGAUGGAAGAUUUCAAGAACAAAAGAAUAGAUUGAAAAAGACGGGGAUGAAACAUUGUUAUUAUAUAAUUGAAGAUAUGGCAACUUCGGUUGAUCGUGUACAUAAUUUGGCUGAUUCGAUUCAAACGGCAGUUUCACAAACUAUUACCAAUUCGAAUUUAUAUUUGAGAAGGUUUAGGGAUAUAAAUGAAACCACGGCAUUUUUGGCCUCAAAUACUCAAGUAAUUGAUGAUUUAACAAAGGAAAAGAAUUUGAUAUUGAUAAAACCAAAUAAUAUAAAGAAUCAAGAUGAAUAUUCUCAACUAAUGUUGAAAUUUAGAAAUAAAUUUGAAACUAAGUUAAAAAAUGAAAAGUAUGAAUGUGUACAUCAAUUUCAAAUAUUUCAAGAAAUGAUGGGGAAAAGUACUCUGAUGACAGUUAAAGAAAUCUUUUUAUUAAUGUUGAUGUCAAUUAGAGGUGUUUCUUUAGAGAAAGCAAUUGUUAUUCAGAAUAAAUUUCCAACUCCUAAAAGUUUAUUGGAAUUUUAUCAUGUACAACAUAGAGAUUCAUCAGAAGAUAUUAAGAAACUGUUAAUGAUGGAGGAAUUUAAGUUCCAAGUUGGAAAUAAGAAGAUCGGUAAAGUUGUCCUGGAAAAGAUUUAUGAUAUUUGGGGUAAGUAG
This is a messenger RNA of Hemisphaericaspora subhashii, 1827 nucleotides long. RefSeq lists its product as uncharacterized. Gene Ontology annotation, biological process: resolution of meiotic recombination intermediates; double-strand break repair via break-induced replication; DNA catabolic process. The record is from RefSeq and is a predicted model, not a curated record. Gene Ontology annotation, molecular function: 3'-flap endonuclease activity; crossover junction DNA endonuclease activity; DNA binding. Bases 1 to 1827 code for a protein of 608 amino acids. Gene Ontology annotation, cellular component: nucleus; Holliday junction resolvase complex. The transcript has a single exon. Lineage: Eukaryota; Fungi; Ascomycota; Pichiomycetes; Serinales; Debaryomycetaceae.